Penicillium oxalicum is the source of this 1020-nucleotide messenger RNA. RefSeq names its product putative RING finger domain protein. Gene Ontology annotation, cellular component: SUMO-targeted ubiquitin ligase complex. The coding region runs from base 1 to 1020 and encodes 339 amino acids. The transcript has 3 exons. The record is from RefSeq and is a predicted model, not a curated record. Gene Ontology annotation, molecular function: ubiquitin-protein transferase activity. Lineage: Eukaryota; Fungi; Ascomycota; Eurotiomycetes; Eurotiales; Aspergillaceae.
AUGAAUGAAGAUCCUGGCGUCCAGUUCAUGGGCGCCAGGUCCAAGCCGUCUCAGCGUGCCAUGUCGCAUAACUCCAAUGAAAGUGACCAGUCUAUCUGGCAUCGCCAUUUCCACCCUAUACGUCCGGAUGUCUCUGAAUCUGAAUCAAGCCAAUUGCCACCUACAAUGACCUCUCGCGAUCGCCAUGACUAUCGUCAACCACCUGGAGCUCGGCGUUACAAUGGAAACGUAAUUGACUUGACGAACGAUCCAGAGUCGCCUCCCCAGCGUCCGCAACCUUCCCACGAGAAUCCUUACUCUAACACCCCACGACUUCCUCGCUUUGGAAGAAAUAUCAUGACUCACGUGGAUGUGGUGGACCUGGAGCAGGAGCCGGAUGAUCCUGGGGAGGGUCCCUCUAGUAGUCCAGAAGUUCAGUUUGUGAGGGCCACAACACGUCACAAUGUACCUCCGCCGAGAUGGGACGCCUAUCGCGCAAUUAGUGCGAACUUCCCACCAGGUGGCCGGGCCCCGGCUAAUACGUCUACUUUUGGCACGCAUCGUCCCCCACGAUUUUUCGGAACUCACAACUUCAUGCCUGCACAGCUGGACAGGCUAUUCGUUGGUAUGCCACAGUCCAUGCCUAGCUUGAACGCGAACGACGUCUUUCUCGACUACGCCCUGUCAGCCUUUUCCAUGGAGCAGAACUCGACCCAACGCGAAGAGCCACCCCCUCCUAGUACAUACAAACCGCCCAGCCCAGCUCCAGAGGGCUUUGCGAGAACUGUGGGCGAGGACGAAGUGGCAAUUUGCCCAAAUUGUGACUGGGAACUCGGAACCGGGGAGGGCAAGAAGCAGGAGAUUUGGGUUGCUAAGCAAUGUGGCCAUGUCUACUGCGGUGAAUGCGUAGAGAACCGGUCUCUGUCAAAGGCUAAGAAGGCACAGGGUGCACCCAAAACAAAGCCAUUCUCCAAGUGCCAAGUUGAGGGCUGUGGCAAGCCGGUCAGCGCUCCAACGGCCAUGGUCCACCUUUACCUUUGA